Messenger RNA from Suillus clintonianus, 1371 nucleotides. RefSeq names its product Rad51B protein. Gene Ontology annotation, molecular function: ATP binding; four-way junction DNA binding; ATP-dependent DNA damage sensor activity. Lineage: Eukaryota; Fungi; Basidiomycota; Agaricomycetes; Boletales; Suillaceae. Gene Ontology annotation, biological process: double-strand break repair via synthesis-dependent strand annealing; telomere maintenance via recombination; resolution of mitotic recombination intermediates. Gene Ontology annotation, cellular component: replication fork; Rad51C-XRCC3 complex. The transcript has 2 exons. The record is from RefSeq and is a predicted model, not a curated record. The annotation marks the transcript as partial.
GGAGGGUACAAUUUUUUAUCAGACCUCUUACUCAGUACGCCGAGUGACAUCUCGCGCACCGCGCGCAUCCCCCCACUUGAGGUCACCAGAAUUCUUCAGGCUGCAUGUCGAGAAUGUGUAUCCCCCAUCAAUAAAAUCAAAGACUGGCCGCUAGAAGGCGAAGAGAAGUUCACAACUGGGGAUGCUGAUUUAGAUAGUAUGCUGGGUGGUGGAAUCAGAACGGGAAUGCUUUGGGAAAUUGUGGGUGAAAGUGCUGCGGGCAAGACACAGUUCGCCCUUCAACUCUCGCUGCUUGUUCAGCUCCCUUCUAGGUUAGGAGGUGUUCUAGGUUCUGCUUUUUAUCUGACGGUCGCAUCGCAACUGCAAACCACGCGAAUGGAACAAAUACUCAAUACCCAUCCGCUCUUGUCGCCUUCACUGUGUUCUUUCGCAAAUAUACAACACGCAUCCGUUCCCACCAUCGACAAACUCAUUUUUGUCCUAUCUAAAUCUUUACCGCAAUAUAUAUUCGCAAAUGACCAAAACUCAUCAUCAAAACCUCUCAAACUGAUUGUCAUCGACGCUAUCGCGGAACUCUUCCAUACUUCCAAGAGAACAACCACACAGUUCCUAGUUGAACGGUCCCGCAGACUGUCUGAAAUAGGGACGCUCUUGCAUUCACUCGCCAGCAAGCACCAAAUAGCGAUCCUGGUCCUGAAUGAGGUCAGCGAUACCAUCGACAGGGACAUUGCUCCUUUGAACAGUGGACAGGUCGGCUACAAGGAUCAGUUCCGGUGGUUUGGUCGGACAGACAGUGUCCUAGGGGAGGGCAAGAAAGAAGCAACGCUCGGUUUAGUUUGGUCGAAUCAGCUUAAUGCCAGAAUAUUUCUCUCGCGAACAGGUCGCCGACGGUAUCUUGAAGAGAGCGAGCGCCCGAGGAAAAUCCAGAAGUCAAUCUCAGCGACAUCGUCGAACAAUUCAGUUGGCGAUGAACAACCCCUACUCAUUAGGCGGCUAACCGUGGUGUUCAGCUCGGUGUGCGAUCCUGCCUCUUGUGACUACAUUGUUACUGCGGAAGGCAUUUCAGUUAUCCCUGGCUCUGCUGUUUUGCUUGCUGUUGGACCAGCGGUGAGCACAGCUGCGCCUGUAGGGAGCGCUCAUGUUUCGAUGUUACUUCAUGGUGACCUCACUCAAAUGCAAAACGCUCAAGUAGCGCCACUGGACAUCGGUCAUGUUGUGGAUAGCACGGCUGUUGACAGUAGAUCUUCUACUCCAGACAAUGAGCCAGGGGAUGACGAAUGGGACGCUUUCUGGGAGCGGAACGCGUUACCGGAGUGUGCAUUUGAAGAAACAAUUUUGACUGAGCCCAAACUGAGCCCUGGCGGUACCUAA